AUGGAUUGGUACACUAAUACAAAUCAUAAAAAAAGAAACUCAUUGAAUAAUAAUAAUUUUGCAGGACUUAAUUUAAAUUCAACAAUAAAUAAUAACAAUAAUAGUAAUAACUUUAAUGGAAGAUCUAGUGAACAAACUUCACCUGCUACACCAUAUUCAAGUCUAAAUAAUACUCAAAAUAACAACUUUAAUAACAUAUACUCAAACUAUUCUAUGAAACACCAUCAUCAACACCAACAACAACAACAACAACAACAACUGCCAUACACACAAACAAAUCAAACUUUACAACCGCCGUAUCAUAUAAAUUCUUCAGGAAGAAGUCCAAAUCAAAUAUCAACUUCACCUUCAAACAUGGCAACACCAACUGGAUUUGCAUCAUCAUCAAUGAAUUCAUUAUCAAAUACUCCAAUGAUCAAUGCAUAUAUUUCAUCAACUAAUUCUUCAUCGAUUCCAAUUAGUAAUCCAAAUUCUGCAAUACCUAAUUUCAUGCCAUCUUCAAAUUCUACUCAAAUGUUAACUACAACUCCAAUUGAAAGAACUUCAUAUUAUUUCAGUCAACUUCCAUUAUUUACAUGUGAUUGGACAACAAUUAAUAACAACUCAUUAAAUUAUGUUGCAUUAGGAUCAUAUAAAGAAGGAUUUACUAAUAAAUUAGAAAUUGUUCAAGGUACAAAUUAUGAUCAAGAUACUCAAUAUUCUCAACAACAUUCACUUCAACAUCAACUGCAUUUACCAUCAUCUUCUUCUUCUUCUUCUUCAAUAACUCAAGAUAAUUCAAAUCUACUAAAUGGAUCAAAUGGUUAUUAUGAUGAAUAUGAUUCUAAUUCUUCAGAAGGAUUUCUAUUUCAAAAAAUUGCAGAAACUAAUUUAAAUUAUCCAAUUACUCAUUUAAAAUGGGAUCCAUCAAUGUUGAAAUAUACAAAUCAGAAUGCACAAAGAUUAGCUGCAUCAAGUGAAGUACUAAGAUUAUAUAAAUUAAAUGAAUCUGUUAAUGAAAAUGAUUAUAAUUUAGUUCAAACUCAUAUUUUAGCUAAUAAUGCAGCUACCAAUACAACCAAAUUAUCAUUACUACAUGAUAAUGAAAUAAAUACAUUACCUCCAGUUACAUCAUUUGAUUGGAAUACUACUGAUCCAAAUAUAUUAAUUACAUCAAGCGUAGACACAACUUGUACAGUAUGGGAUUUAAAUAGAUCUCAUCCUUAUGAUAAUUUUACAGAUACAGCAGUUGUUAAAACUCAAUUAAUUGCUCAUGACUCAGAGGUUUUUGAUGUUAAAUUUAUACAUAAAUCUACAAAUGUAUUUGUAUCUGUUGGUAAUGAUGGUUCAAUGAGAGUUUUUGAUUUAAGAUCAUUAGAACAUUCAACAAUCAUUUAUGAACCACAACCUGAAACAACUACUCCAAAAUCAUCAAAACCUUUGCAGGUACAAGGAUUACAUUCUUCAAAUUUCAACUCAAAAGCAUUACUCAAAUUAUCCGCAUCAAAUAUAGAUCAACAUCAUUUAGCUACUAUAGGUGUCAACUCUAAUCAAAUUAUUAUAAUAGAUAUGAGAAUGCCAGGUAUACCAAUGGCAAUGAUUGAUGGCUCAAUAAAUAAUCCAAAUUAUCCAUCAGCUUCAAUAAAUUCCAUAUCGUGGCAUCCAACAUCAAAUUAUUUGUUAUCUGGUGGUGAUGAUUGUCAAGCAUUAGUAUGGGAUAUAAAUAAUUUAAAUAAUAAUCCAAAUAAUUCAAGUUAUACAAAUUCUUCAAGUUCUUCAAGUUUAUCCAAUGGUAAUAAUGGUAAUAAUAAUAAUGUUGGAAAUGGUAAUGACUCAACUAACAGUAGUGGUAGUAGCUCAAAUGGUUCAGGAAUAAUUAUAGAUACCCCUGUUUUAGCUUAUGAAGAAGAUUUAGAAGUAAAUAAUGUAUGUUGGAAACAAAAUUCUGGUGAUUAUAUGGGAGUUGUUAGUGGUAAAGGUUUUCAAGCAGUAAAAAUAUAA
Messenger RNA from Lodderomyces jiufengensis, 1980 nucleotides. RefSeq lists its product as uncharacterized. Lineage: Eukaryota; Fungi; Ascomycota; Pichiomycetes; Serinales; Debaryomycetaceae. Gene Ontology annotation, cellular component: nucleus. Gene Ontology annotation, molecular function: protein binding. The record is from RefSeq and is a predicted model, not a curated record. The transcript has a single exon. Bases 1 to 1980 code for a protein of 659 amino acids.